Neltuma alba is the source of this 1263-nucleotide messenger RNA. RefSeq names its product 3-hydroxybutyryl-CoA dehydrogenase-like. Gene Ontology annotation, biological process: fatty acid metabolic process. The record is from RefSeq and is a predicted model, not a curated record. Gene Ontology annotation, molecular function: NAD+ binding; oxidoreductase activity, acting on the CH-OH group of donors, NAD or NADP as acceptor. Lineage: Eukaryota; Viridiplantae; Streptophyta; Magnoliopsida; Fabales; Fabaceae.
UAUUAUUCUUAUUCACUAUCCACAAAGGACAACCAUUUCAUGGGUCUCUCUUCCUGGCGCAGAAAACUCACUGUGCAGCUCGGCCAACCCGUUGAGAUGGCGGAAAUCAAGACGAUUGGAGUGGUGGGAGGUGGCCAAAUGGGCUCCGGAAUUGCCCAGGUUGCCGCCAUGCAUGGUAUCAACGUCUCCCUCUUCGACACCGACCCUCAAGCCCUCGUCAGAGCCACCUCCUCUAUCUCUGCCUCCAUCAAUCUUCUUGUUUCCAAAGGUCGUCUCUCCCAUGCACAGAGUUCUGAUAUCUUGGGGCGUCUGAGGUGUAUCUCGAAUAUGGAAGACCUCCGUUCCGCUGAUCUUAUCAUUGAAGCUAUUGUAGAAUCAGAAGAUGUAAAGAAAACUUUAUUUGUUCAGCUAGACAAGAUUGCUAAGAGUUCUGCCAUUUUGGCGUCUAAUACAAGUUCCAUCUCAAUCACUCGUUUGGCAUCUUCAACAAGCAGGCCACAACAGGUGAUAGGGAUGCAUUUUAUGAAUCCGCCUCCUGUCAUGAAACUGAUUGAGAUUGUGAGAGGCGCAGACACUUCAGAAGAGACAUUCAAGGCAACAAAAGCAUUGUCUGAGAGGUUGGGCAAGACAGUAAUAACCUCCCAGGAUUAUUCUGGCUUCAUAGUGAAUCGAAUCCUUAUGCCGAUGAUAAACGAAGCAUUCUUUGCUCUUUACACUGGAGUUGCAACUAAAGAGGAUAUUGAUGCAGGAAUGAAGCUGGGAACUAACCAUCCAAUGGGUCCUUUGGAGCUUGCAGACUUCAUUGGAUUGGAUGUUUGCCUGUCAAUAAUGAGAGUUCUUCACGCUGGCCUUGGUGACAAUAAAUACACACCCUGCCCUCUACUAAUUCAGUAUGUUGAUGCUGGCCGACUUGGAAGAAAACGAGGUAGGGGUGGGUAUGACUAUCGUAGGGGGCCCAAGGGGAAGAAAUCAUCUUCUCGACUCUAAGCUGCACGGUUUGAAAAUAAAAUGUCCAAGCAGCUCAUCCGGAUUAGUCUUAUGGCAACUUUGUGUCUGCUCGCGAGGCAAACAACUGAAAUUGGAAUUGGCAUUUACUGAAAUCAAUGAGAUUGCAAUGUACGAAAGGAAAUGCUUAGCAAAAAUAUAAUCAUAGGACAUAUGGGUCGAUGGCAAUCUAAGUGCUGUAAAAUGUUAUCAUUUUAUAGAACUUUAAGAUUCUGGGAGAUUUGUUUUCAAUUCACCGCAAGCAUCAUCUGGGUGGAA